Messenger RNA from Triticum urartu, 3032 nucleotides. RefSeq lists its product as uncharacterized. The record is from RefSeq and is a predicted model, not a curated record. NCBI's taxonomy places the organism in Eukaryota, Viridiplantae, Streptophyta, Magnoliopsida, Poales, Poaceae. Gene Ontology annotation, molecular function: protein binding.
UGGUCUCGUGUUGGUGGCCACCCCCGCACCGGCAGCCUCCCAAACAAAACACCGCACACCCCUGCGACAAACCAAUGCCGCAGUGCUCCCCCUCCCCCUCCCCCGCCUCGUUCCCGCUGCCGGCCUCCCACCUCCAUCCAGCUGGACGAAGACGCGCGCCGCACCACCACCACCACCGGCAGCGCUGACAGCAACGGGAGAGCAACAAACGCCACGGCGCCGAGGAGUGGAGGGCCAGAGCCCUGCUCCCGCGGUAUAAAGUCCUGCGCUUUCACCCGGGGCGCCGCCGAGCACCACUCCGACUCGCCGCGCGCUCGGGGAGGGAAAGGCGGCUCUGGUGCGGGGGUCGGGGCAAUGCCGGAGGCGGCGGCGCCGGAUCCGGCGGUAAGGAAUGGGGAGGAGGGGCACGAGGCGGAGGAGGAGUUCCACGAGUCGCUGGAUCGGAUCCUCUCCUCCUCCUGCUCCUCCACCUCCGCCUCCGACGACGACGCCGACCUCCUCCUGCACCGCCACCGCCGCCGCGGGAGCCAGCACCAGCACCAACAACAGCAAGGGGCAGCGGACCCCGCGUACGACGUCUGGAUCUCCGAGCCGACGUCCGUCUCGGAGCGGCGACGGGUGCUGCUCAACCGCCUCGGCCUCUCCGCCUCCGGCUCGCUGCAGCCGCCCGCCUCCCCCGGCCGCCGCUCCAUGUCCAUCUCCUCUCCUCUCUCGCCGCCGCCCCGCUCCCGCUCCCCCUCGCCGCCGCCCGCCUCGCCUCCACCGGAGGAGGCGGGGCCCGCGGAGGAGGACAGCCUUCCCAGAUCCGUCGGGCUCGGCAAGCCGCCGCUGGCCCGGAACGCGAGCAUUGGAGGCGGCGUUGGGGGCGGGGAGCAGUGCCGGAUCCGGAACCUGGACGACGGCACGGAGUUCGAGCUCGGGGAGGUGCACGAGGAGGUCGUCCGCGAGGUCGGCACCGGCCGCCAGCUCACCCUCGAGGAGUUCGAGCUCUGCCUCGGCCGCUCCCCGAUCGUCCACGAGCUCAUGCGCCGGGCCACCACCGCAGGCGGCGCCUCCUCCUCCGCCUCCGACCACACCGGUGCCCCCGCAUCCUCCAAGCCCCGCAGGAAGUCCGGUGGGUGGCUGCGCGGCAUCAGGCACCUGGCCGGCACCGUCGCCUACGGAGGCCGCCGCGGCAGCGCCGAGGUGAGGGACAGGGAGAAGGAGAAGAAGGAGAGGGAGGCGCGGCGCCUCAGCUCCGCCACCGACGACAGCCUCGACGGCAGCAGCACGCGCAGUGCGGGCAGGGUCAAGGUGCGGCAGUACGGGAAGACGUGCAAGGAGCUCACCGGCAUGUUCAUGACACAGGAGUUGGCUGCGCACUCUGGCUCUGUGUGGUGCAUCAACUUCAGCCUGGAUGGACGGUACCUUGCAAGCGCCGGCGAGGACCGUGUCAUCCAUGUCUGGGAGGUCUCCGAGGGUGAGAGAAAGGGGGAGUUGCUCGGGGAAGGUGCGGUUUCGAAGGAGAGCGGUGGCGGAGGCAGCCCAUUUGUCGCGGUUGCUGGAAAUGGGUCGCCGGAGGUGGCAAUGCUGCCGCUCAACAGUGCAGAUAAGGGCUAUGGGGAGAAGAAGAGGAGGCCAAGGGUGCAGAGCAGCCGGAAGUCCGUCGGUUCUGAUCAUCUAGUUGUGCCCGAGUGCGUGUUUGGGUUCAGAGAUAAGCCAUUUUGCUCGCUCCUGGGACACGCCGCUGAUGUUCUUGAUCUAUCAUGGUCCAAAUCUCAGUACUUGCUUUCGUCCUCAAUGGACAAAACUGUUAGGCUAUGGGACAUCACAUCCAGUACCUGUUUGAAGACAUUCUCACACACGGACUAUGUGACUUGCAUCCAAUUCAAUCCGGUAGACGAUAACUUCUUCAUUAGUGGGUCACUGGAUGAGAAAGUUCGCAUUUGGAAUGUCCAUGACCGCAAGAUUGAAGAUUGGAAUGAUCUACAUGAGAUGGUUACCGCUGCAUGUUAUUCCCCCGAUGGACAGGUUGCAAUGGUGGGAUCUCACAAGGGAAGCUGCCAUUUGUUUGAUACAACUGAAAAGAAGCUUCUGUACAAAAGCCAAAUAGACCUAAGAAUCAGGAAAAAGAAGUCUGGCCAGAAGAAGAUUACUGGCUUCCAGUUUGCUCCAGGAAGCUCCUUGGAAGUCCUGAUUACUUCUGCAGAUUCAAGAAUCCGUGUUGUUAAUGGCGAUGAGCUUGUUCACAAAUUUAAAGGGUUCCGCAAUACUAGUAGCCAAAUCUCAGCUUCUGUAGCUCCAAAUGGAAAAUAUGUAGUCUGUGCCAGUGAGGACUCUCAUGUGUAUGUCUGGAGACAUGACAACAGUUCUCAUCCCAGCAGAAGCAGGAGUGCAGUUGAUGUAACCAACUCGUAUGAACAUUUCCACUGCCGUGAUGUAACUGUGGCAAUCACAUGGCCCGGUGCUGAAGCCCGUGGAUCGCUCGGGUGUCGUAGCAGCAGACACAGCGAUUCGGAUGGUGCAGUGAACUCUGUCCCUGAAACUCCUAUACGAAACAACGAGCAUGGAUCGAAUGGAACUGCUCACAGUCACAGAUACAUUGAGAGCCCAGUUUGCGAAGGUGGUGCAAGCACAAGCACCAGCAAUCAUCCGGUUGAAGCAGCGUCCCCAUCCUUGCCUGACGAGCAAUUACCGUCUGCGAAGAGCAGUCCUGGCCACAGUUCAUCGGACCUUUGCAUCGGAGCUAUGGAUGUCCAGCGCCGGUCCGCGUGGGGUUUGGUGAUCGUCACGGCAGGACAGGGAGGAGAAAUCAAAGUGUUUCAAAAUUUUGGUUUCCCAGUUCAAGUGUAAAGCAAAGCGUUGAGAGUGGGGAGUUGUUGGUUUCAUUACUGUAUAGAUAUCUUUAGUUCCUGAGCAGUUCACCUAGGAUUUGAACUAGUUGAAAGUUUUCUCUGUUUUGAUGCCUUGAGAGCUCACUCAAAAAACCACACUAUUCUUUGAUACAAGCUUGUGUAAUUGUGUGGUUAACGGCCAAUACAUUUAUUUGUUCA